CACGUGUAUCGAAAGUGCCUACAAGCUUUGAUCUAUCCGAUCAGCUGUACAACACCACAUAAUUUUCAAACAACCAAUUUCCAAACUCCUACUUGGUGCUAUGAAUGUGAAGGAUUGUUAUGGGGACUGGCCAGACAAGGUUUGCGCUGCACAGAAUGUGGGGUCAAAGUGCAUGAAAAGUGCCGGGAACUGCUCAGUGCCGAUUGUCUACAGAGAGCUGCCGAGAAGAGCUCAAAACAUGGUGAAGGUGAACGAAUACAGUCGUUGGUGGCGGUUAUACGAGAUCGAAUGAAAAUACAGGAGAAGAACAAGCCUGAGAUCUUUGAAACCAUACGUACUGUAUUCGGUGUUGAUGAACGGACACAACAAGAAACGCUGAAGCAAGUAAAGACCAGCAUUCUUGAGGGUAGCAGUAAAUGGAGCGCUAAGAUAACUUUGACGGUAAUCUGUGCACAAGGAUUGAUUGCAAAGGAUAAAACUGGCAAAAGUGAUCCGUAUGUGACAGCACAGGUGAUUCUUUACAAUAAAAAACGUUUUCUGCAGGUUGGAAAAGUAAAACGACGAACUCGGACCAUUCAUCAAGAGUUGAAUCCUGUCUGGAAUGAGAAGUUCUACUUCGAAUGCCACAACUCCACGGAUCGCAUUAAAGUACGUGUAUGG
This is a messenger RNA of Cylicostephanus goldi, 660 nucleotides long. NCBI's taxonomy places the organism in Eukaryota, Metazoa, Nematoda, Chromadorea, Rhabditida, Strongylidae. The record is from the annotation of a GenBank genome assembly.